Messenger RNA from Lolium rigidum, 1589 nucleotides. Its product is annotated as MAP3K epsilon protein kinase 1-like. Lineage: Eukaryota; Viridiplantae; Streptophyta; Magnoliopsida; Poales; Poaceae. The coding region runs from base 102 to 1262 and encodes 386 amino acids. The transcript is spliced from 5 exons. The record is from RefSeq and is a predicted model, not a curated record.
UGUCCUAAUUGCUCUUUGAAUUUCAUGCAGAGGUUUCUAGACAAGGAAGAGAGAAUGGUAACCUUGAUUCUAAUAUAAAAGGUUCCAACAGAGUUCCAAGUAUGAAGUAUGCAACAUCAGUCGGUCCAACAGCUUCCAAUGAGGGAACAUCCACAUCCGGAGCAGCAUCACAGACAGCAUCUGGUGUGUUAUCUGGAUCAGGAGUGCUCAAUGCAAGACCGCCAGGAAGUACUACAUCAUCAGGUCUAUUAGCUCAAAUGGUUUCUAUGAGUGCUGAUGUUGCACGCGAGUAUCUUGAGAAAGUAGCAGAUCUUCUUUUGGAGUUUGCACAAGCAGACACCGUUGUAAAAUCUCUCAUGUCUAGUCAAAGCCUUCUAGCACGCCUUUUUCAGAUGUUCAACAAGAUAGAAUCUCCUAUUCUUCUGAAGAUUCUUAGGUGCAUAAAUCAUUUGUCUGGUGACCCCAAUUGUCUAGAGACACUUCAACGCACAGAUGCUAUCAAGCAUCUCAUACCAAUUCUUGAACUUCGUGAUGGACCUCUUAUUUAUCAAAUACAUAGCGAGGUCCUCAAUGCUCUGUUCAACCUUUGUAAGAUCAAUAAAAGAAGACAGGAACAGGCAGCUGAAAAUGGGAUCAUCCCUCACUUGAUGAAAUUUGUCAUGUCAGAAUCACCCCUAAGGCAGUAUGCUCUGCCUCUGCUUUGUGAUAUGGCUCAUGCUUCUCGCAACUCUAGAGAGCAGUUGAGGCUUCAUGGAGGGUUGGGUGUGUACUUGAACCUGUUGGAGGACGAUGCAUGGGCAUGUACUGCUUUAGAUUCCAUUGCUGUUUGCUUGGCUCAUGACAAUGAUAGCAGAAAAGUAGAACAAGCCUUGUUGACGAAUGAGGCCAUCCAGAAGUUGGUGAACUUUUUCCGAGACUGCCCUGAACAGUAUUUUGUCCAUAUACUGGAUGCUUUUCUCAAGAUAAUCACGAAAUCAUCUCGGUUAAAUACGGCAAUAGCCACAAACGGAUUGACGACAUUGCUUAUUGCAAGGCUUGACCAUCGAGAAGCUAUUGCGCGGUUGACUCUGCUGAAACUAAUCAAGGUUGUCUAUGAGCACCAUCCUCGACCAAAGCAGCUCAUAGUGGAGAACGACCUUCCCCAAAAGCUACAAAACCUAAUCGAAGAGCGCAGGGAUGGGCAGCGUGGUGGUCAACAAGUGUUGGUCAAACAAAUGGCCACCUCGCUGUUGAAAGCAUUGCACAUCAAUACAGUCUUGUGAUCUCCGGCCACCUUGUAAUUUUCCUCUCAAGUUGUACAUGUUUGCCCUGGAGGAAAAGCUUUUCUUUCUUUUUCUUCCUAGCUGUUGAUUUCCCUUGUCAUCAGCACCAGACAGCUUGUUGCACCUGCUCCCUCUUUUAUCGGGAAAAAGGUUCGACGGUCUGGUGCAAGAUAAUGGGGUUUGUAAAUCCAUGCAUGGUUGCACUUGUUUGUGCUUAGCGUUGCCUUUAGUGUAAUUGGUUUGUAUGACCUGUCUGAAAGUUUCAAUAGGACAGUUGGUGUAGACUUAUUUGUGUCAGCAUCUUCAGUUAGUGAAAUUUUAACUCCA